GUACGAAGACUACGUCAUAUCCAGUCUUCUGAAUGUCUGUUCUUUUGUAAAGGCUGGUUUGUCGUUCAGUGAGGAGCGUUCAUUUCUGCAGUGUGAAGUCGUGGUAUUAGUCUGUAAAGCAAGGAAGCUUUCAAGAUGGUGGCCGGAGGCAAAUUGAUGAAUGUCCGGGUGACGACGAUGGACGCGGAACUGGAGUUCGCGAUCCAGCAGACGACUACGGGCAAGCAACUUUUUGAUCAAGUUGUGAAGACAAUCGGCCUGCGGGAAGUGUGGUUCUUUGGUCUCCAGUAUACGGACAGCAAAGGCGACCUCACGUGGAUUAAGCUCUACAAGAAGGUGAUGAGCCAGGAUGUAAAGAAGGAAAACCCCCUUCAGUUCAAGUUCCGCGCCAAAUUCUACCCAGAAGAUGUUGCCGAGGAGCUGAUUCAGGAUAUCACGCUCCGUCUUUUCUAUUUGCAGGUGAAGAACUCCAUUUUGUCUGAUGAGAUAUAUUGCCCACCUGAGACAUCUGUUCUUUUGGCAUCAUAUGCUGUUCAGGCUCGUCAUGGAGAUUACAUGAAGUCUCUCCAUAGUUCUGGAUUCCUUGCAAAUGAUCGCUUACUGCCUCAGAGAGUCAUGGACCAACACAAGAUGUCCCGAGAUGAGUGGGAACAAAGUAUCACCACCUGGUGGAAUGAACAUAAGGGAAUGCUGAGGGAAGAUUCCAUGAUGGAAUACUUGAGAAUUGCACAAGAUCUGGAGAUGUAUGGUGUGAAUUACUUCGAGAUUCGCAACAAGAAAGGAACUGAACUGUGGCUUGGUGUGGAUGCUCUAGGACUUAAUAUUUAUGAAAAGGAAGAUAAAUUGACACCGAAGAUUGGUUUCCCUUGGUCAGAAAUACGGAACAUCUCCUUUAAUGACCGGAAAUUCAUCAUUAAGCCCAUUGAUAAGAAAGCGCCAGAUUUUGUAUUCUUUGCACCACGUGUACGCAUCAACAAACGUAUUUUAGCUCUGUGCAUGGGUAAUCAUGAACUGUACAUGCGUCGCCGCAAACCAGACACCAUUGAUGUCCAGCAAAUGAAGGCCCAGGCACGUGAAGAGAAGACUGCAAAGCAACAACAGAGGGAAAAACUGCAGCUUGAGAUUGCAGCAAGAGAACGUGCAGAGAAGAAGCAACAGGAAUAUGAGGAACGGCUUCGCACCAUGCAAGAGGAAAUGGAGAAGAGACAACAGGAUCUUGCUGACGCUCAAGACAUGAUCAGGCGUCUUGAGGAGCAGCUCAAACUGUUGCAAGCAGCCAAGGAAGAGCUGGAGGCUCGACAGAAUGAAUUGCAGUCCAUGAUGGAGCGCCUGGAGGAGAGUAAGAACAUGGAAGCUGUUGAGCGAGCCAAGCUGGAGGAAGAAAUCAGAGCUAAACAAGAUGAGGUGGUGAGGAUCCAGACUGAAGUGGAGCAGAAGGAUGAGGAGACGAGACGUCUUCAGGAAGAAGUUGAAGAGGCAAGACGGAAGCAAGACGAGGUGAAGCAGGCACUUCUUGCGGCCACUACAACACCGCAACAUCACCAUGUCCAAGAAAAUGAACAGGAUGAAGAUGAUGAGGUGUUAAAUGGGGAUGUAAGCCGGGACUUAGCAACGGAUGACAAUAUUAUUGACCCCAUAGAGGAGAGACGAACAUUAGCUGAACGCAAUGAACGUCUUCAUGACCAGCUCAAGGCUCUGAAGCAAGACUUGGCUCAGUCUCGUGAUGAAACAAAGGAGACAGCAAUGGACAAGAUUCAUAGGGAAAAUGUUCGUCAGGGUCGCGACAAGUACAAGACCUUGCGCGAAAUUCGUAAAGCAAUACAGCUUUGA
This is a messenger RNA of Zootermopsis nevadensis, 1830 nucleotides long. NCBI's taxonomy places the organism in Eukaryota, Metazoa, Arthropoda, Insecta, Blattodea, Termopsidae. The record is from RefSeq and is a predicted model, not a curated record.